Molecule: messenger RNA, 1741 nt
Organism: Ipomoea triloba (trilobed morning glory)
Lineage: Eukaryota; Viridiplantae; Streptophyta; Magnoliopsida; Solanales; Convolvulaceae
Product: nodulation protein H
Exons: 6
Coding region: 341-1375 (344 amino acids)
Source: RefSeq, a predicted model, not a curated record
GGAUCCGGAUCCAACCAAAUUGGGUGUUGCAGAGAGAGAGAAAUGCGUAAAUCUAAAGGGAAAUCUUAAGUGAAGGGAACAGCGUGGCAACGGUCGAAGAGCCCAUUAGAUUUCAUCAUCAAAUUUGCUUUUUUCUUCACGAGGAAAAGCUCGCAACUUUUACUCUCUCUCUCUCUGUCCGCAUAUACAUACAAACACAGACUGUAUGCAUGCCUGCUGAAGGGGGCGUGGGAUUACGAUGCAUAAAUCCAGAAAGAAAAGGGGAGAAGGGUUGAGCAAAAUCUGAGCUCCCGGAAUUCUGUUUUCGUUGUGUUUUUUGGUCUUUUCGCAAGCGCCAACAAUGGCUGACGAUCUCUGUUUCUUCUCAAAGGAUACGUUGAUAAUAAAGCCAUCAAAGAGAUCUCCGCUGCUAUUGAGAAUGCUGGUCUUAAUUUUUGUAAUGGUUUGUGGAGUCUAUAUAUGUUCAGUCUGUCUUAAGCAAACGGGUACCCGUGCAACUGGAGGUUUACUGAAUAUUGGUGUCGUGGAGAAGCCAUGCGAGCCACCUAAAAUUGAACCUUCAGAAAAACCUUACGUGCAUUUCCCCAAACCAAAGACUUUUAGCCGGGCUGAGUGUGCUUGCAAUCCAGUACGGUAUUUCGCAAUUUUGUCCACUCAGAGGUCCGGUAGUGGAUGGUUUGAGACGUUGUUAAACAAUCAUACUAACAUAAGCUCCAAUGGAGAAAUUUUUUCUGUCAAACCCCGGAGAAGUAACAUAUCCACCAUCGUGGAUACUUUAGAUAAGAUCUACAAUCUCGACUGGCUAACAAGUGCUUCCAAGAAUGAAUGCACAGCUGCGGUUGGACUGAAGUGGAUGCUUAACCAGGGUCUGAUGCAGCAUCACGAAGAAAUUGUAGAAUACUUUAAACAUAAAGGAGUUUCAGCGAUUUUUCUCUUCAGACGAAAUCUUCUGCGUAGAAUGGUUUCUAUACUUGCAAACUCAUAUGAUCAACGCGCCAAGUUGCUAAAUGGAACCCACAAAUCGCAUGUGCAUUCUCCCUUCGAGGCUGAAAUACUUGCGAGUUACAAACCAACCGUGGACACAAAAAUACUGGUUCCUAAUUUGAAGCAAGUGGACGAUAUGGUCGCAAAAUCUUUGGAGUACUUCAAAAGCACCAGGCAUAUCAUCCUUUACUACGAGGACAUAAUACAAAACAAAACCAAACUGAUUGACGUUCAAGACUUUCUACACGUACCACACAAAGAGUUACGAAGUCGCCAAGUUAAGAUACACAAGGGGCCUUUAUCCUUGCAAGUCGAGAACUGGGGUGAGGUCGAGAAGACACUCAAGGGAACGCCUUACGAGAGCUUCCUACAAGCGGAUUACGCAAUCUAAAUGUACAGAAAAGAGCCUUCCUUUGGAUAUGUAGCAUGUUAUGUUAUGUUUCUGUUGCAUAACUUAUUCUUUAUUUUUUGGGGGAACCAUGGCCUGUGUUUUAGUUAUACCAUGUUGCCUUCAAAUCCCCCAUUUGCCAAUCCAUCAAUUUUGCUUAGCCUUAAUUGUUGAUUAGCUUUUCUAGCUGAUUUCAUUAAGAAUGAAAUCUGGAUUUUUGUUUCUGGGAAGUGGCAUUGUAAUUUAGUGCUUUUUUGUGGUUGCAUUAUUGUUAUGGGAACAUCCUUAACUGCAUGCUUAUAAACAUUUAGGCAUUAAUUGGAAUGAUUAUAAGUUAAUGAAAAUAAAAGUGCCAGUGCUCUUUACAAA